AUGCGCAUUGUAAAGUUGUCAUUGUAUAGUUCCCGGAAGUGCAUGUCUGCACGUGCUGGAAACCUUGAAAGAAGUCAAAUGUUCGUCCCGGCGGUUGUUGCUGCAGACGAGCCGCAGUAACGAUGACGAUGAGAAACAUAUUCGUUCCCAUUUAUCAGCUGGGAAACCCUCAGCUGAGGAUCUUCAGACCCAACUGGUUUCUGACCCUGGUGAGGCCGGGAAAAGAGCAGCCUCCGGACACGGCCCAGUUCCGGGUCCCGAUGGAAAUGACAAAAUAUGAUGUGAAGAACUACUUGGAGAAGAUCUACAAUGUCCCUGUUGGAGUAGUUCGCACCAGGAUACAGUUCGGAUCCAACAAGAAGAGGAACCACCUGAACCAGAAGGUCAAGAAGCCAGACUACAAAGUAGCUUAUGUUCAGCUGGCUCAGGGCCAGACCUUCACCUUCCCUGACGUCUUCCCUGAGAAGGACCAGACCCCCGCCGAGGGCUCCAUGGAGGAGAUGCAGAACAAGUUCAUGGAGGACGAGAAGCAGCGGCAGAAGCUGGACCCCAGGAGAGGGGGGGUCACCGAGUGGUUUGGACUGUGACGGCGGUGGGCGUGGGCCGUCCGCUCUCUUCUGCCGGGGCGAGAGACGGGCCGACACCGUUGGCCUGCUCUGGCGGCUGCGGUCCGAUGAGCAGGUCCAGAAUCAGAGGAGGGGAGUGGACCGCCUCCAACCUUCAUGAAAACUGUGACAUGAGGUUUCAGGAAGUUUGUGGGUCUGGACGGUUCUGGACGGUUCUGCACGGUUCCGUCUCAGACUCUCCAGAGGUUUCUUUAUGUGUGAAAGCUGUUUAACAAGAACCAAUAAACGCUGGUCUGAAGGUUC
Oryzias latipes (Japanese medaka) is the source of this 869-nucleotide messenger RNA. RefSeq names its product mitochondrial ribosomal protein L23 (gene mrpl23). The record is from RefSeq and is a predicted model, not a curated record. Gene Ontology annotation, cellular component: mitochondrial large ribosomal subunit; ribosome. Lineage: Eukaryota; Metazoa; Chordata; Actinopteri; Beloniformes; Adrianichthyidae. Gene Ontology annotation, biological process: mitochondrial translation. Gene Ontology annotation, molecular function: structural constituent of ribosome.